Ipomoea nil (Japanese morning glory) is the source of this 878-nucleotide messenger RNA. Its product is annotated as protein PLASTID REDOX INSENSITIVE 2-like. The record is from RefSeq and is a predicted model, not a curated record. The transcript has 3 exons. The coding region runs from base 88 to 657 and encodes 189 amino acids. Gene Ontology annotation, biological process: regulation of gene expression. NCBI's taxonomy places the organism in Eukaryota, Viridiplantae, Streptophyta, Magnoliopsida, Solanales, Convolvulaceae.
UGAAAUUAGCAAAAGAAUCCCCUUGUGGAUAUUUUCCACAAAAUCUUGUGAGAAGAUAAGCGAAGAACAGUCAUUCUGCAUAUUGAAAUGGCUUCGGCUACAUCAAUCGUCGUCUCGCCAUUACUACUCCCAUCUUCUCCUUCUUCAGUGAAUAGGGUUUCAGUUUCUUCACCGCCAUUACUACUCCCAUCUUCUUCUUCUUCAAUGAAUAGGAUUUCAGCUUCUUCUUCGUUCAAAUGCGAGCUUCGUCGGAAACAGAUAAACGUCUCGCCGUCGCGGAGCAGAAAUCAGAAACCCUACAGGCUCGUUUGCAGGGCGUCGGAGUACAAAUUCCCCGACCCGAUUCCUGAGUUCGCUGAAGCUGAAACAGAGAAGUUCAGGAAUCAUCUCCUUGAGAGGCUGCCUAGGAAGAAGGACAUCUAUGGAGAUUCAAUAGAAGAAAUUGUUGGUAUCUGCUCUGAGAUCCUAAACAACUUCUUGCACACAGAGUAUGGUGGUCCUGGAACGCUCUUGGUCAACCCGUUCAUUGACAUGGCUGAUACCAUAACCGACAGGGAUUUGCCCGGGGCACCACAAGCUGCACGCACAGCAGUUAAAUGGGCACAGAAGCAUGUCGAUAAUGAUUGGAAAGCAUGGAAUAGCAGCAAGAGCAGUUGAUUCCCACUAUCAUAAUCACCCUUAUUAUGUUUUGUUGUUGCAAAGCUGCUGUUAGAGAUUUUCUGCCAACCAUUAUUUGGAGAAAUAGGAGUUUUGUAGGUUUUAGAACAGUAUACCCUGUAAGCACUUUUGCUCUUUAUUAGCCAUCUCAUGUCAUUUGGCUAACAUGUUAGGGUGGAGUAUUAGAAAUUUUAUAAAUCUGAGUGAAAGUUCAAUAUCUA